AUGCAUCUGCCUCGUGCCUGUAGUGCUUCAACGGAGUAUAUGCUGUAUACUGUUGACGUUGGAAGUGAUGAAAGUGUGGGAAAACUGAAAGCUAUUCGAAAAAAGCGGAAUUCGUAUAUUGCACCGCGGUUGGCAACAAACCAAGGUGUUUGGGGUGGAAUAUUUCACAUUAAUCAAAUAGUGAUGAUUUAUGAUCAAAAAUGCACAAGAAUUCGUGGUGUUGAUUUUUCACAAGCAACAGUAUUAGAAUUAGAUCACCAGCAGCAGCGAUGUUUAGUUAAAUUCAAUUACAAUCAGUUAAGCGAUUAUGCUGGAUUUUAUGAGGUAUUUCAAAUGCCAUUUCAAGGUUUAGAAGAUGAUGAUAUGGAUAAUGACAAACUGGCAUGUUUGAAACGUAUUCAAUCAAUGGAAAUUAAUCCAUCAUCAAUUAUGAACAACAACAGCUUGAAAGCACUGUUGGAGUAUUUAGAUUAUCAACAAUCCGAAUAUGGAUCAGAAUUGUAUCAUGAUAUCGAUACACACGAAUUAUAUGUUGAUCCAUUUGAUAGUCGAUAUAAUUCUAGUGACGAAGAUGAAGAGGAAGCAGAAAAAACAAAUUCCCAGCCUGCAACACCUGGUACAACGCUAGGAACAGUCCGCAAACAUUGUUUCCAUGAUCAACACAUGCGUGACUUUGCCUGUUAUCUUCAAAAUACAGCAUAUCGAUUUUUAGAAAAUUACACGAAACGAACACAAGGUAACAUGGAAGAAACAUCAUUAAAAGAAAAUGGUGAGAUAUGGUAUGACCAUCAAAUAAAACAACAGCGUCAACAAUUUAUUCGGACAACACCAUCUCAUUCACAUGAUAAUGAAAAACUAAAACAAAUAAUAGCAGCUGCUGCUAGUGAACAACAUGUAAUAACAAAAUUACUAAUAAAUACAAAUAAUCCUCAGAAAAAUCAACUAGAAGUUGAACAUGAAUUAUUGAAACCACCACAACAAAAUCGCAAGCAACAACGCCCUUCAUGGCUCCAACAACCAACACAAAAAGUUGUUGAACAACGGUCAAUAAAACAACCUUCGUUUUUUGUACUACAAAUGGCGUUUCUUCUGAUCAAAUUGCACAGAAACCUCAGCAGUCGAGGAUUAGCACGGGGACCAACACAAUCGAUAGCUGGUACUUAUGCACAUGUCUCCUUAAUUCUAGCAGUUGUUCGUGUGGGAAUUAUAUUCCGACCUGACACAAAAGAUGGUUCUACAAAUAUUGAAAAUACCUCUGGUCAUUGGGAUUGGCUAUGGCCGUAUAUUGUAUCAUAA
Didymodactylos carnosus is the source of this 1296-nucleotide messenger RNA. NCBI's taxonomy places the organism in Eukaryota, Metazoa, Rotifera, Eurotatoria, Philodinida, Philodinidae. The record is from the annotation of a GenBank genome assembly.